Molecule: messenger RNA, 1008 nt
Organism: Mangifera indica (mango)
Lineage: Eukaryota; Viridiplantae; Streptophyta; Magnoliopsida; Sapindales; Anacardiaceae
Product: E3 ubiquitin-protein ligase ATL41-like
Exons: 1
Coding region: 127-855 (242 amino acids)
Source: RefSeq, a predicted model, not a curated record
AUUCACAAAAUCUACAUUAAAAUUAAAAAUCAGCAUAAAAGCCUUCUCUUCUCUUCUACCUCUCCCUCUCCCUUUCCCAUUUCAUCUGAGACACCAGGGCACAUACCUUCAUCUUCCUCCGCCAUUAUGAGUCACGCUGACGAUGAUCACGAUGAUGACCCUCCACUUUUCUCUCACAAAAACCCUUCUGAUCUCAACAGCAAGAUCGUGCUCGCUGCCAUCGUUUCAUUAUCUUUCGUCGUAAUUCUAGUUAUAGUCCUUCACAUCUACGCAAGAUGUGUUCUCAGACGCCAAGCCCGACAACGCCGAACGCCUAUUCGUAGUCUUGACCUCACCGCUAAUCCUGGCCAAUCCGGUGAGCCGCCCAAGACCGGCCUUGACCCUUUGAUCAUUUCCUCCUUGCCCAUGUUUGUCUUCAAGCAAAAAGACGUUGGCGAUGUUGAGGUCACGGCAAUAGAAUGCACGGUUUGUUUAAGCAACAUUGAAAACGAAGAAAUGGUUAGACUUCUGCCAAACUGUAAACACACUUUCCAUGCAGAGUGCAUAGACAAAUGGUUUGGUUCACAUUCCACUUGCCCCAUCUGCCGCACUGAGGCCGAGCCACGGCUGCAGCCGGAAGCGAGGGAGGUUCCUACUACCACUACUGUCGCAGCCACAGCUCCGCCGUUGGAACUUAUAAAUUCUACUUUGUCUUGUCAGGAAGGGACCUCGAAUAGUGGAGGCGAAUACUCUGCUAAAAUGUUAGGUUCCAGUGCGAGAUUGAGCUCUUUCAGAAGAAUACUGAGCAGAGAUAGGUCGUCAAGGAGACUUCAAUCUUGUUCUCAAGAAGAUGUGGUAGAUUUGGAGAGACGGUGAUGAUCCCUAAAGGCCCAAAUUUUCUGCAGGAAUAUUUAACUAGAUUAAAUAUUAUAAAUUCAUAAUUUGAUUUUUUAUUUUUAUCUGUUGUAAGACUUUUAUCUACCUGCCUUUCACAAAUCUAAUACGUAAUAGAGUUGACAAUCAUAGCCA